GGCGAUCUCCGCUCAUCCAGGCCGCACCCCGGCGCUGCUUUUUUCCGUCCCGACCUAGGCACCGCGGGUUCUACUGACCCCGCCAACUAGGGGAAUCCGUGACGGACGCCGAGGCUUGCAGGGUGGGGGCGGCGGGAGACAGAGCCCAGGGAGAACCGCCGGGGCGACGCGGCGGGUACCCUACUGGGUCCUCCCAGGGAUGGCGACCAGAGAGCGAGCCUAGGGUCCGGGUCCAAGGCAGGCGUUGCGUAGGGAGCCCUGAGACCCCCUGAGUCCGAGAUUGGUGCCCGCCCGGGCAGGCUGCGCGGACUUCCGAGGGUCCCGCGCGCUGGGACACGCCCUCAUCCUGGGGGACGACCCGGUGGCCCCAGGCACCGCCUCCCGUUCCCGCCCCGCGCCCCGCAGCGCUUAGGCUUCGGCACACUGGGGGCCGAGUCCCAGUGCAGCUCCAGCCGACCCCCGGGACUAGACAAGGGCAGGCACGCGUGAGGACUGCGGCCGGCCGCGUAGCCGCGCUCUGGUCCCGCUGGCCAUUUCUUGGGCUGCGCACCCUCCGGAACUGCGUCAGGAUCCUCCACGAGCCUCCCACUCUCUUCUGCCCGCUUGCGAACAUGUGGCCUCUCAAACCCUGCGCCCCGCUGUCCACACUCCUCCUGCUGGCGCUGGCUUUGUCCCCGCCCGGAGCCCACGGGAGGCCGCGGGGGCGCAGGGGAGCGCACGUCACGAAUGAGGAGCCCAAGCCGUUACUUUUCCUCCCCGCGGCCGGGGCCGGCCGGACUCCCAGCGGCUCCCGGAGCGCAGAAAUAUUCCCAAGAGAUUCUAACUUAAAAGACAAAUUCAUAAAGCAUUUCACAGGGCCAGUCACAUUUUCACCAGAAUGCAGCAAACAUUUCCACCGACUCUAUUACAAUACCAGGGAGUGCUCAACACCAGCUUGCAUUUCCUAAGAAUGUACAUCUAAUGUGAAGAAAAAGUGCCUCAAAUCAUGCAAAAUGUAAAAAAAAGAUGAAAUUUAUAAUUUUAUGGAUAUGAAGACGAGUAAAAUAAGAGACUUCCCAGAAAUAACUGGUAGCUGUGUCCUGUCACAGAAUGGAGUCUUUCUUGCUUUAUCUUUUUGUGUAUACAGUAAUUUAUAAUUUUGUAAAACAGAGUUUGAAUCACAUAUUGAAAAUUAGAUAUUAAAAAUUGUGUGAUUGUAUUUUAUUUUUACUAGAUAUAUUAUUUUCUUUACAAUCUAAUUAAACAUAUAAUUGUGUAAAUUAUAUCUGAGAGUACCAGUGAGAAAUAAUGAUUUUUUUGUAUAUGACUGUUAGUAAUAUAUUUGUCAAAUCAUCAUGUACCAAGUUAAAUUUUAUAAUUCUUAUUUAAUAUUUAAAUACAUUUAUUUAGAACUUGUUGUCUUCACUUGCAUUAAUUUGAAAUGUGAAUUUUAUUAAAGCUGAAAUGUGAAAAAAUGUGUUGUUUCCUUUGAAUUAAAGAUGUUUGCAAUAGA
Molecule: messenger RNA, 1492 nt
Organism: Chlorocebus sabaeus (green monkey)
Lineage: Eukaryota; Metazoa; Chordata; Mammalia; Primates; Cercopithecidae
Gene: ALKAL1
Product: ALK and LTK ligand 1
Biological process (GO): positive regulation of ERK1 and ERK2 cascade; positive regulation of ERK5 cascade
Molecular function (GO): receptor tyrosine kinase binding; receptor signaling protein tyrosine kinase activator activity
Source: RefSeq, a predicted model, not a curated record